Molecule: messenger RNA, 2190 nt
Organism: Humulus lupulus (European hop)
Lineage: Eukaryota; Viridiplantae; Streptophyta; Magnoliopsida; Rosales; Cannabaceae
Product: probable receptor-like protein kinase At1g11050
Exons: 1
Coding region: 74-1912 (612 amino acids)
Biological process (GO): protein phosphorylation
Molecular function (GO): protein kinase activity; ATP binding
Source: RefSeq, a predicted model, not a curated record
UUUGCAUUAUCUCCUCAAUCAAAAUCAGAUAUCAAUACAACUCUGAAAAACACCCUAAGCUUUGGCGGCAGCAAUGGACAAGUCCCUCCUAUUGCUUUCUUUACUCUUCUUUCAAUUAUUUCUCUCAGCUUCUUCCUCUCAAUGCCCCAUAGAUCUCACUUACGUCAAUACUUUUCCAUGGGACACGUCGCUAUGCCGAGAACCCGUUCACAAGGAUUGCUGUCAAACUCUUUUGAGUCUCUUUGGCAUGGGAAUGGCACAACAUCUUAGAGACACCUCCAAUUUCCAACUUUCAGACGCAAACACUUCAUCUUCUUGCUUGUCAGAUUUUGAGUCUCGGCUCUCUGCUAUGUCGGUUAGCCCAUCUUUAGUUUCUCAAUGCUUCAAGAACUCGACCCAGUUCGUGGUCAACCCUUUGGGCUGCGCAGGAAUCACCACCGCCAAAGAUUGGAUCGAGAAGGCCGGUGAAACGACGCCGUUGGACCAAUCUUGCAAAAGGGACCUGACGGGGUUAACUAAAUGCAGCUCCUGUGUUGACGCCGGAAUGAAGGUGAAUUCAAAGUUGACAGCUUUGGACCCAAAUGGAACAAAGUGCUUUUACUUGACUGUGUUAUAUGCAGCUGGAAUCGUUAGUGAGUUGGGUCCAAAAGAUCCCAGUACAGCUACUUGUAUUCUGGGCUUGCCCUUAUCAAGCUCAGCAACUACGGACGAGAUAAGCAAGAAAAGCUUAUCCAAAAUCGUUGGAGGGUGUUUGGGGGCUAUCAUUGGCGUGUUACUUGCUGGUGUAUUGAUCAUCAUGUACAGGAGAUGGGAUGGGAAGAGAAGGAAAAAUGCCCAUCAUGAAGAAUUCGUCAGCAGUUUCAGGGAAACUGUUUUGCCCAACUCGGGAGCUAAAUGGUUUCGGCUAUCGGAGCUUGAAAAGGCCACAAAUGGGUUUUCUCAGCGGAAUAUGAUCGGCCAAGGUUCGUACGGUGUUGUAUACAAAGGAACAAUAUCAGACAACACUCCAGUUGCGGUGAAGCAAAUUUUGGAUUUGGAGUCCAAAGGUGACGAAGAGUUCUGUAAUGAAGUAGAGAUCAUUAGCAAAAUACGACACAGAAAUCUGCUUUCACUACGAGGUUGUUGCGUCACAAGUGAUAAUGUAAAUGGUAGAAGAAGAUACUUGGUUUACGACUUCAUGUCGAAUGGUAGUCUCAGCGACCAUUUAUCGAACACAUGGGGAUCAGCAGACCGAAAGAAAGAAAACCAACUAACUUGGCCUCAGCGAAAGAAUAUAAUCCUGGACGUGGCUAAAGGGCUUGCUUACUUGCAUUACGGAGUCAAACCAGCAAUUUAUCACCGAGACAUAAAGGCAACAAACAUACUUUUGGACUCGGAAAUGAAAGCAAAAGUUGCAGAUUUUGGGUUAGCGAAACAAAACAAAGAAGGCCAAUCUCACCUCACCACAAGGGUCGCUGGCACACAUGGCUACUUAGCCCCAGAAUACGCUCUCUACGGCCAAUUAACAGAGAAAAGCGACGUUUACAGCUUCGGGAUAGUGAUUCUUGAAGUCAUGACCGGAAAGAAAGCGAUUGACACAUCAAUCGAGUCAAACCCAUCAGUGAUUUUGAUUACAGAUUGGGCUUGGUCGAUUUUAAAAUCAGGGAAUGUGGAAGAAGUGUUCGAGGAAUCGAUAAGGAAGAAUGGCCCCAAAGGGAUCAUGGAGAGGUUUGUACGUGUUGGAAUUCUAUGUGCUCAUGUUAUGGUGGCUCUCAGGCCCACAAUCAACGAGGCUCUGAGGAUGUUGGAAGGUGAUAUUGAUAUUCCUAAAUUACCAGACAGGCCAUUGCCACUCAGUCACGAGUCGUUCAGAUCUUCUUUUGGGUUCGCUUCUACAACGUCAAUUGGUUCAAGCACCAGAUCGGCUAUGUAAAAAUUUAGGUUCUGGUCGAGAAAGCUCUUUCGAGCUUCUGAUACGUUGCCAAUUAUUUUUUUGUACAUGCACUUAAACCUCGAUUGAAAUUUUGCAAAGAGCGAGAAAUCGAUUACAUAUAGGUCAAUUCUUUGUCUGCUUUCUAUAAACCAAUUAAUAAUCUAGUAUCAUCUUCUAAGCAUGUUGCAUGCUUGGCAACCAUCUGAUUCAAUCUCAAAAUAGAACUUUUCAAGUGAACUUAGUCUACAUAGAAACAACAAAUACAACCCCGCAUAACA